AUGCCAAAUCCUCAGGAGCCAAAUCCUCACCUCCCAACCCCAGUAAAGUUUAGUAGGCUUUUGUAUCUCUUGUCCGGGUAUAACCAUUCAACUGUGAUGUUUCUUUCUGAUGGGUUUACACAUGGUUUUCCCCUCCAUUUUCAAGGGAUCCGGGAGUCCUCGCACGCCAAAAAUCUUUUAUCAGCUGUACAGAAUCCAACCGUUGUUGAUGCAAAAAUUGCUAAAGAGCUUGCAGCCGGCCGUUUAGCAGGUCCCUUCGAUUCUCCCCCAAUAUCCCCCUUUGUUGUUUCCCCACUUGGCGUGGUCCCCAAAAAAUCACCUGGAGAGUUUCGGCUUAUUCAUCAUUUGUCUUUCCCUAAGGGGGCUUCUGUAAAUGACGGGAUUUCUCAUGAAAACAGUACUGUUUGUUAUGCGACUAUUGGAGAUGCCAUAAGAUGCAUCAAACUGGCUGGUCAGGGCAGUUACUUAGCAAAAACUGAUAUCCAAAAUGCAUUUCGGAUAAUCCCAAUACAGUCAGAUGACUAUGGCCUUUUAGGUAUGCACUGA
Messenger RNA from Porites lobata, 546 nucleotides. NCBI's taxonomy places the organism in Eukaryota, Metazoa, Cnidaria, Anthozoa, Scleractinia, Poritidae. The record is from the annotation of a GenBank genome assembly.